AUGGCAGAAUUGCAGAUGAGUUUCAUCCAACCUCUGAAUAAUGGCCACUGUUGGGAACAUAAAAACUGGCCGUUGUUUGGAGGUCAUUUUGUANGACAGAUUCAAUUAAUUGAUCCCAUUAAGAAGGAGCUUAGUAAAUUAUAUAAUGAAGAGCGUCUAAUAGACAAAACUAAAGUUACUUGCCUCAAGUGGAUACCAGGAUCACCUAAUCUGUUUUUAGUAUCACAUAGCAGUGGACAGAUGUAUGUAUAUAAGGAGGAUUUGCCAUGUGGUACAACAACGCCUCAUUAUCAAUUAUUCAAACAAGGAGAAGGAUUUGCUGUGUAUACAUGUAAAACUAAAAGUACUCGAAACCCACUGUAUAGGUGGGUUAUCGGUGAAGGUUCUCUGAAUGAAUUUGCCUUUUCUCCGUGUUCCAAAUAUUUAGCUACAGUUAGUCAGGAUGGUUUUAUGAGGGUUUUUAAUUAUGACACCAUGGAUUUAGUAGGUUUUAUUCGUAGUUAUUUUGGAGGAUUGCUUUGUGUCUGUUGGAGUCCAGAUAGUAAAUAUGUAGUAGUGGGAGGUGAAGAUGAUCUUGUGACAGUCUGGUCAUUUCAUGAGAAACGUGUUGUUGCUCGUGGUCAUGGACAUAAAUCGUGGGUAAGUGUAGUGGCAUUUGAUGCCCAUACAACUAGUUAUGGUGAUUUUGAUGGACUAGACUUUAGUGGUAGUGAUGAAGAAUUAGCACAGCAACUUGCUUCUGGUACUUCAAAUGACUCUUCUGCUAAAGGAGCAGCUAUGAGUACAUCGAGUAGGUCAAAUAGCGUCAGCACGGUACCUUCACAAAACACAACUUGCAAUAGGAACUCACUCACUGAAAACAGAUCAUUAAAUAUCACAUCAUAUAGGUUUGGUUCUGUGAGUCAAGAUACCCAAAUUUGCCUUUGGGAUUUAACUGAAGAUGUUUUAAAACAGCCACUAGGAAGGACUAGAACUAGUAUUUUUCUGAACAGCCCUUCCAGUCACUUAGUUUCACUUGGCAAGUGUAAUAAUGUUGGACAUGCCCAAGCUAAUUGUUGUCCAAAAGAAGGACCAGUAUUAGAUGGUAAUGCUUUAUUACCUAGUCUGAGUUUAGGUAGCAAAAGUUCUAGUUUGGAGAAAGAAAAAAAGCAUGAAAAAGAACACAAGAGGAACUUCAGUCUAGCUUCUCGUAAUAGUGACAAAAAUAGCCUAAACAAAUCCAUCCAAAAUAAAAUGUUGGAUGAUCCUGUCAAGCUAAUCGGAACUCGUGUUUGUCCUCGGCUAGAUGAAGUACCAAUGUUGGAACCACAUGUGUGCAAGAAAAUAGCUCAUGAACGAUUGACUGCAUUGGUGUUUAGGGAUGAAUGUGUGGUUACAGCAUGUCAGGAAGGAUAUGUGUGGUCAUGGGCAAGGCCUGGAAAAGCGAAUCUUGGUCAGCAAGUGUCUAGCCCAAAUAGCAGCAACCCAAGUGGUGGCACUGUAGUUUAGCUGCAUAUAUUAUGCAGUAAAUUAUCACGCACUACCAGGACAGCUAUAGAUAUAUGAUUAUCUAGCCAUUCUGUUUGAUGAAUUUUCAACUAGUAAACUAUGCCAGUCAUUGGCAUAUUAUAGUAAACACUGGUUGGUCCAUUGCUCUUCUAGUCCCAGUGAAUCGUUACUUUGAUCUGUACAGAAAAGCUGAAAGUGCUCACCGAGAAUAUUCACUAAAUAUAAUGAAAAAAAAAUAAAUAAAAAUUUUGUCCACAUCUCCCCUAAUAUCCCACAUCUGGAGCAUAAUGCAAAUGCAUCCAUGCCAAAACAAUAAAAUGGAAGUUUUUAUUUAUAACAGUCUAGAGCCGAUGCCUUUUUCAUAGAUGAAUAGACUCUCCCUUCAAUUUUUGUUUUUUGCCGGACAUGAAAUAAGAAAAAUUUUACAUUUCAUAAAAAAUAAAAAUGAAAAUUUUUGUCUUUUUAUUAUAGAAUGCAGCAUUUUUGUACGCGAAUACCAAUUAUGGGAGAGAUGCGUAUUAUAGACGAGACAUAACAUAUUUAGAAUAGCGAAAUUUUGCACAAGACAGUUCAAAAGACUGCUUCGAUAGAAAUGUAGAUUUAUUUGAAAUAUUAUCCAAAGACCAGAUAUCAAUUAGUUGUCUUUCAUCCAUUAUUACAAGAAAAUAUUUAUUACGUUUAUUGAGGACCAGUUUGUUACAUUGUUAAAAAAAUUUUUAAAAUAAUAAAAGAAUGUGAUGGAAAGUAGUAAUGUACUAUUACUACUAUAAAUAAUGGGAAUAUUAUGUUAUUGUAUUUAAUAAAUAAAUGAUACAAAUUACAUUAUUUAGUUUUAACCCAUUCGGAAUUCCGUAGCAUCACAUUUCCGUCAAUCUUGUUUAAUUUGCAUAAAAGUACAGACAGAACCUACAACGUUAGGACACGGUGGGAAAUUUGCCAACAGAAUUCCCAUUACGAUUUUUGGUUUUAUCGAAUUAGUAUUCGUAUAUUCUCAGUCAAGACUUAACAUCUCUGACUACAUUUGAUCUCAAUCCGAACACGAUACUCUAAAGCAGAGGAAAAAAAAAUUCCGACUCGAAUACCGAAUUUCGCCACACUUAACGGACGGGCGCUACGGCCAUCCGUUAUCUCGACCCACCCACAAAAAUGCAAAUAUUUAGAUACCGUUAUAAUACAGAACAGGAAAAUGUUAAUACUGGGUUAAGUUUUAACAGUCCAUUUGACGUUGGUCGCAUCGGAUGGCUUUUAUGAAGUUUGUGUAAAAAAAAAUUUAAAGCUUUGCAUGUUGAAGAAGUCUUAGUUUAUAUCAUAGAAGUUUCAAAUAUAUUUAUACUUUUGAUAUCUGUGAUCCAAACGUAGAGUAGCCUUGCAGUUCCUAAGUGCUCGGUGUUGAUUUGGAUUUGACUCCAUUUUGAUCCUCUGCAACUGUUGCCCUUUUAAAUGAUCUUACUGUAAUUUUGAAGUCUUUAUUAAGUGCAUGUUUCAGAUUUUAUUAAUACAUCGAAGUCUGCCCGUUGUAUUUUAUAAAUUUCGAAAUGAAAUUUUCCAUCCGCUUUCCAUUUAGAACCAAGAAGAAAUAUUAAAACAAAAAAAGAAAUUGUAAAUUGUCUAGAUUCAAUACUAAACAUUAAUAACAGUGCUACAGUGAAAAAAUAGUUAAUGUUUAUCAAAUCUACAGGUAUGUCUGAAAUAUCUUAUGAUUACUAAAUGCUACCAGUUUUUAAUUAAGUUUAUCAUUUCAAAGUCAUUUUUGUUUUACCGAGUUUAUAACAAAUAAUUCAUUAGCAAUAACUCCUGCAUAUCCAAAAAAUUCUUAAUGACGAAAAAAGAAAACAUAAUUAUAACAUUCCGUUAUAAAUUUUAAUCUUUUGUAUGCAUUAUAAUUUAUUUUGGGAAGUUCUCUUUCUAUUUAAUACUUAUGUGAAAAUGCCAAUUAUGUUUUAAUAACAAAUACUUCAUAACUUCGUAAAAAGAACAAAAAUGACCUGAGAUUUAAAGAAACUAAAUAAAUAAAUCAUCACUUCCCAGGAUCAGUUGGAAAUUUGUUUAAUGAUAAAGUAAAAAGUAAUGUAAAAGAACAUAUUCUUAAUCAAAAUUUAAAAAAAAACUUCUUAUACCAAGCAACUCACCAAACAAUGAAGCCAACCAAAUAGAAUAUUUUAGCAACAGUUUAAUGUUGACAUUUUCUCUAUUAACUGCAUAUUUUAAAUACUUUCAUAUAGAGUACUGUAAGAACAUUCUCAUUCUCGUAAAAACACGUUUUGAAGGGACGAAUGAUAUAUUUUUGUAAAUUUGGUCCAAAUCUAUUUGUAAAUUUUGCAAGAAAAGUCUGCGGUGAGAUCGACAAAACAGUUCAACGUCACGAUCGUACGCUUAUCAAAAUAACACGAUAAAUGUUUUUAUUGCAUC
Messenger RNA from Centruroides sculpturatus (bark scorpion), 3897 nucleotides. Its product is annotated as WD repeat-containing protein 20-like. The coding region runs from base 1 to 1488 and encodes 495 amino acids. The record is from RefSeq and is a predicted model, not a curated record. The transcript is spliced from 4 exons. NCBI's taxonomy places the organism in Eukaryota, Metazoa, Arthropoda, Arachnida, Scorpiones, Buthidae. Gene Ontology annotation, molecular function: protein binding.